Molecule: messenger RNA, 19762 nt
Organism: Pelobates cultripes (western spadefoot toad)
Lineage: Eukaryota; Metazoa; Chordata; Amphibia; Anura; Pelobatidae
Source: the annotation of a GenBank genome assembly
AUGGCGGCGCCCAGUGCAGGCAUGGGCAGCUUUUAGCUGAUGCACAGCUUUGCCUUCUCAAACCGCUGGAGUGAGAAAAUGAAGCGCAAGGCAGGGAGCGGGCGGGGGCCCGAGCAGAUGAAGAAGUUGAAGUUAUCGGUGCAGCAUUUCGUGGAGAAAUCCCAUGGCGGUGAGUCUGCUGGGGACACUGGGAGAGAGGAGACCCCGGGCGGCAGAGGCCAGACCAGGAAGGAGCUCAGGAAGGAGAGGCGCAGGUCUAAGAAGCUGAGGAAGAAACAGUACUAUGAGCGCAGGCAUCUCGGUACCCCUGGAGAACAAGCUGCAUCUGUAGUGGGGAACCCCAAAGCCCCCCAGAAUGUGGAACGCAAGAAAGCCCCCCAGAAUGUGGAACCCCAGAACGCCCCCCAGAAUGUGGAACCCAAGAAAGUUAAAGAGGUGAAGAAGCCCCCCAAGUCACCCAAGGAUGGACCCAAAAAGAAGAAAGCAAGCAAGGAAGAAAUGAGGAGGAAUGCUCUGCUGGAGGCCAAUAAGAAGGAGGAGAGUGAGAUCAAGAGGCUGGAGAAGAGUCUGAGGAUGAACAAGAGAAAAAAUAAAAGCUCAUUACCCCAGGCUUUCACACAAGACGGGUUGGAUUAUAUUUUGGGGGUGCUAGAGCCUGGGGGCUCGGUUUCUGGGUUGUACCAGGAGGAGGAUGAAGAGUUUAACACAACAGAAAAGGUCUACAAGCUGUCAGAGGAUGUAGACGGCUCUGAGGGUGGUGAUGAUCAAAGUAAUGAGGAUAAUCAAAGUGAUGAGGAUAACCAAAGUGAUGAGGGUCUAGAGGAGGGAGGGAGUGCCGAGGAAGAUGAGUAUAUGGACACUGAGUCAGGAGAAGAGUUAGAAGGUGACCUAAAUCAGGAGUCAGAGGGUGAGGAUGAUGGCCAGGCGUCAGAAGCUGAAGGGUCUGACGAAGAAGACCUUGACAGAGCUUCAGGUUCAGAUAGCGACCAUGAGACCACGUCUGAAGUAAUUAAUAAGGUAAACAGAAUUGGGAUAACCGGACACUGUUUCCUUUUGAAAGUUAAAUUGUGAGUGCCCAAGGGCAGCCCUCCAUCUGUUGCUGCUCUACAAAUCCAGACAAUUCUAGAUCCCUACUUAGCUGUGGCAGGAAUACUGUAACAGGGUAUAAAUGGGUAAACAUAUAUUUUGUGCAUGUUUAUGGCAAAUUUGAAUUUUAGUGUACUUCAUUGUAUUAAUGCACAAUUAGAUUAAUGCUUUAGCUUAAAGGGAUACCAAAACAAUGUUCACUGUUUAGUUCUAUGCUAUUUAGGAGUUAAAUGAAAAUUGUAGCUCCCCCAUCCUCCUCCCACCAAAUGACAAUCACUUGAGGCACUUCUGUAAAAUACCAGUGGAAAACUCAGCUAUUUUAAGCAAAUUGUCUGUGUGGCACAAUGCACAAUAGCAUCCCAAUGCUUCCAUAUAGGAAAGCAUUGGAUUGGCUGAAAUCAUAAACAUUUAUGAUCUCAGCCAAAGCGGUAGAGUGGAGACUGGCUUGGCAAAGGAAAAAAGGUAAGUAAAAUAACUUUUUUAACCGUGGUACUGCACCGGUCACCUAAAGUACUAUAAUAUCAGGAAUACAUAUUUGCUAAAGUGUGAACUGUCAAAAACUAAAAUACAAUUUAAAAUUGUGUGCCAAAAUGGUAACAAAAAAUUAAAAACAGAGCUUAUUUUUUCCAAAUCAGCAAUUUUGUCUGAAAAUUUGUAUUUCACUUUGAAUUUCUGACAAUUCACACAUUAGUGUUAGAAUUAUGGCUUGACCGAUGAUCGUUUCCGUAGAUUAUUAGAGCUGAUAUUUUGUAUAUCUCUCAUAAUUAGUGUUCGCCUUGUAAUUUACCAAACAUACGCAUCUCUAACAUUCACCGCACAACUUUUUCUACAUCUGAAAUUCCAGCCAAUGAGAUGCCAACUUUGCAACCUCAAUUCACCCAUAACUGUAAGUCCUCCCACCUAUGGAGUUCAGCAGGAGGCAGUGAAUAAUCUGCUGUACUGGGCUGGCUAACAGCAAUCACACUCCUAUCAGUAACAGCCCUGUGCAUGCUGCUUGAGAGUGAUAGGAGUAGGAUUGCUGGCAGCAUGUUCAUUUAAUGCCAGAUUUUUAUAGCGAUUGUUUUAUUUAUUUUUUUUCUCGUAAUUUUAGAUGUAUCAGCCAAUCAUUAUUACUGUUUAGUUAGUGACAACAAAACCUGUUUACUUUUAUUUAGAUGAAGAUGGUGUAUUUCUUAUCAUACCGGUGAGACUCUGAGGCACCAUAAACUGAGGAUAUAAAAUGUUAAAAUAUAGCAACACAGUCACUAUACAUAACUAGUUACUCUGAUGUUUAUAACUGUGUAUUUAGUACAGACCCCCACUACCUGCAGUUUAUGCAGCUGUACAGAAUGUCAUUGCGUGGGUUCCAGGAGAUCUACACUCUCUAUAUCUGUGUAUAAGGAUUCCACUUCCAGCACUUAUUGAAGUAGCCCAUGCUUGAUUAACCACUUGACAAUGUGUGUACUUUGCUGCUAUUACGUUAUUAGCGAUGUGAAUAAUUUUUGUUUGGUUUCGGUCCAGUCUAUAAUUUUCGGUCCAGUUCAAAUUAGUUUGAAUGUCGAUUUGGUUCAAACAAAAAAUUACAAAUUCUUCUUGUUAUUUUAAAAUUUUCUGCUUGAAACGUUAAUCCCUAUGGGGAGUGACUAAAUUAAAAAGGUGAUGACCACAACAAUCCCCUAAUAGGGAAUAUUUAAGCUGGAGUGUUAAGAAGUUGUCAUUGAAGGAAAUAUUUUGAAAAGAGACAGAGGAAAUCUGAAGAUAACAAGCAAUGUGUAUAUUUGAAAUGGGAAAUUGAUCCAGUUACACCAAUGGAAAUAAAUGAUAUCAAGUUAAUUAUUGACUGAUAUUAGUUUUUGGACUAAAUUAAUGAAAAUUUUAAUUUGCAUUACUUUUUCAAUUCUUCCAAAUACUAACACUUAUGUCUCAAAUAUAUCAAACAGUCUAUGUUUGCCAGCUAUUUAGCCACUGUAUUAUGGUUUUUCAUUGCUAAAAAAUAUUUUCAUUUGUUCCCGAGUAAAAUACUAAAAUAGCUUUCUAGUUAUGGAUGGCAAAUCAUCAUGGAUCUGUUGAUUCACUGUAAAUUGAGGCAGUCUGUUAUAUAACCCUGAUGCACAGAUUAUUCCAUUAAUCUAGUGUGUAGGUGUGUGUGUGUGUACACAAGUAGCAAAGCAUCCUGGGACAACUAUUUACAGAUGCACAGGUAGCCUCUGUGCAGCCAUCGAUCUAUGGAUUCAGGCAUGCAGUUAUACAUUUAUUGUAGCACUAUCUGCUAAUUCAUAACUUUCCUGACUUCCUUUUUCAGGGUGUGCAAGGAUCAGGGAAUAAGUACAUCCCACCGCAGCUGAGAGAUGCGUCUGAUUCUAUAGAUGCCAAAAAGCGGGAAGAACUAGAGAGGCUUAAAAAAAGCGUGAAAGGUUUGAUGAACAGGUAUCGCAAGCCAUCUAUCCAAACACAUAACUGUUCACAGAACAAUCUGCGCACCAUGUAUUCCAUUCUCUGUUCAGUGUCCCAUCUCUUGGCACUAGUCCUAGAGUGCAUCAAGUGCGUUAUUCCUCAUAUUUUAAUUGACAGACUGAAGCUCUGUGAACUUUAAAUCACUCAUCCUCAUCUACUACAGCUAAUUAAUUUCAGUCCCUAUUUUGUUCCCAUUUGACUGGUCAUCCUGUGAUCUAUUGAGUUUACACUUUGAUAAAGAAGGUUCAUAUUUUUGUCAUUUAACUGCACCAUGUACUCUAGAUUUCAAAAUGAUUAUGCAUGUUAAUAAGUUGCUUUCUGUGAAUUAACGUUCGUUGGUGACGGAUUAGCUUCUGAUUUUUUUUUAUAGAUAUCUCUGAGGUUGCAGUCUGACAGUCACAUUAAAUCACUGAAACUGGUAGUGAGGUUGCCAAUAAUGUGAAGUUCUAGAUAUGGGGAAACAAGGAAUAGGAAUUUCAAAAAAAAUUUGGAUGAACCAUUUGAUCCUAAAUGUUCGGAUUGAUUUUAAUCCAGCCCUGUUAAUUUCUUUUCAAUUUUUAUAAAUUGUCGCCUAGACUUUGUUAUUGGUAAUUCUCAGCAAUAGCUAUAGUUUUUAGGGAUUUACGGAAAUCUCCGCGCUUGCUGGAGAACCUAUUGUUGUCUUUCUCUGUGAUAGGCUUCUAAUAACAACUUGGACAAAAAAUACCUCACGUGAGAAAGGUGCACUUAAAACACUCCUGCCAUGAUGGUGAACAGGGAACAUUCCCAUCUGUCAUUCUGCAGAGCUAGCAGUUCAGUAUUUUUGUGAGCUGUUUUCUUCUUCCUCUGCAGAUCUAGAUAGCCUAAAUCUCCUCUGAAAAAUGUUGUAAAUUUGUGAUGACCUGUCAUUUGUUUUGUCCUCAGGCUUAGUGAACCCAACAUGGCAUCUAUCAGCGGGCAGAUGGGGGAUCUGUACAUGGCCAACAGCAGAAAAGACAUGAAUGAAACGCUAACAGAUGUUGUAAUGAAUGCCUGUAUCACUCCCGCCAGAAUGCCUGACCGUCUAAUGAUGGAACAUGUACUUCUCGUCAGCAUACUGCAUCACACAGUAGGGAUCGAGGUAAGUACUGUCCACUCCUCUCUGAUCCAGGAGGGAAUCCACCACGUUUUUGGUCAGUGGGAGUCUUUGCCAGAUAAGUGACAAUCACUUUCCUUACAUUGCACAUAUAUAUAGGUGCAAUGUAAGGAAAGUGAUUGUCACUUAUCUAUAAAAUUUAAAUGCACAACUUAAAAAGGGGUCCCUGGGAUUUCCAAUUUAUUUUUAAUGUUUAGAUGAUCUGAUUUUCCUUUUGAGAUGUGACUAUGAUCAUGAAUUCUAUAGGUUUUUAUUAAUAUUUAUGCAGCUGUGUAUUCUACAUUUGCCAUAAUUUCUCAUCUUACUAAUAACAAAAGAGAAAUAUUAGGAUACCCUAUUACACAUGUAACUAUUAAAAUAUAUCUGGCAGUUCAUGGCAAAAUCUAAACCUUUCUCGUGCAUAUCUCCCUUUUUAGAUUUCUCUCUUUGCUGUCAAACAUUUAUACACACUUCUUCCUCUGUUAUUUAGAUCUAGUGAUUGGUAAUAACUGGAUUGGAGGUGGUAUGUAGCUGUCUGAGUUUUUCUAUUCUGUUUUAGUGAAAUUAUAAUCCACCUCUAUGAUAGACUGGGACCACCCACUAGGCAUGGCAAGACCUCCACCAGGGAAUGAUAUUUAAUUUACACGUAUGUUUUGUUUUGUUUUUUUGUUUUUUUUUGUGUGUGAUUUAUUUUUUAUUUUAUUUUUUGCUUUUCUGUUUGUUUGUUUUAAAGAAAUGCUUGUGGUCCCAACAUGCCAUAGUUCUGAAACUAAAAGAAACAGCAGUUAGCUCAAUUUAUUAUUGCAAAUCCUAAAGAUCUUUGGUUCUUUGUUCUUGAUCAUAACCAUUUGAUUCUAACCUUGUUUCUUCUUGAAUGUCUGGAUUGUUUGUCAGGUUGGUGCACAUGUAUUGGAAUCUUUGGUUAAACAAUUCCAUGAAUUGUAUGGUAACGGCACGGAAAGCAAAGAGUGUGACAACUUGAUCUCUUUCAUUGGGCAUCUCUACAACUUCCACGUGAUUGAUUCUGGACUGGUUUUUGAUUUCCUGAAGAAAUUUGUUGCAACAUUUACAGAGAGAGAUGUUGACCUGGUUCUGCUUUUGCUGAAGAAUGUUGGCUUUUCAUUAAGAAAAGACGAUGCAAUGGCCUUAAAGGAACUGAUCGGUGAGGCACAGAUAAAAGCAAACGAUGCGAGCAGAAAGUUUCAGGAUCAGACCAGAGUAAGAGAUGUUUUUUUCUAUCAGUGAUUUAACCUGUACAUUUAAUGUACUUUUCAUUUCGUCUCUGGGGCACUACACAAAUAAUCUACAACAGAGUAAAAAUAAUUAUACAAUUCCAAAUGCCGAGUGGGGACAAGUGUGUAGUAACUCCUUUGGAUUUAGGGUGUUAAAAUGAUGGGUACAUUGGUAAGUUGGAUAUAAAGCAGAUGGACGCAUCAAAAUGUGUAUUUCUCGCUUUGAAGUCAUUAAGACAUAACAUGCAGGAAUGACUAAAUGCUCACUUUUGGGUUUCAGACUAAAACUGUAACACAAAAAGUUGAUCACUUGAAAAUCUUUUCAAUUUGAAAUAGUUUCUCUUACAUAAAUGUGUAUAUAUAUAUAUUUUUUUUUUUUUUUUAUGCGCAAGGAAAACUUUUAACUAUAUUGGAGGACACAACAAUAUUUCAGCUUUGAAUCCUUGCAGCUAAUUUCAUCUCUUUACCUAGUUCCUGUCAAUCAGGUUGUCUUUGUGUGUGGGUGUAGUACAUAUAUUUUUGGCAGUUGUUUUAUUUUGCUUCACAUUGUAAUAUGUAUUUUUAUUUUUUAAUGGAUUGCAGGCCCGGUUUAUGCUUGAUACAAUGUUGGCUCUGAAGAACAAUGAUAUGCGCAAAAUCCCCGGUUACGACCCUGAACCUGUGGAGAAACUGAGAAAACUACAACGCUCCUUGGUAAGAUUUGUAAAUCCCAGUGGAAAGUCCACAGGCAAAGGUCCUGGCAAAAAACAUUUCAGUAAUCCAACAAAUCGUCAUUUUCAUAAUAAUCAAACUGAGAAUUAGGUCCAGGAUUAAGAUUGAGUUUUCUAUGACAUUAAUGGAGGGAGAACUGCAUCUAUGACAUUGUUACCAAGCAAGAAUAGCUUCUAGAAGUGGGACUAAAGAUAUCUGUUGUGUUUAUAUUACACUAGUAGCUUUAUUAAUGUGGCAUGUUGGUUUUCUUAGGUACACAAUAGUACUUCUGGCAGCGACACACGUCUUCGGGUCUCCCUGGACAAUCUCUUGGAAGCUGAAAAAGUUGGACGUUGGUGGAUUGUUGGAUCUUCCUGGAGCGGGGCACCAAUGAUUGAUUCUUCAAUUUCUAAACCUCAGAAUCCCACUGUUGGGAAGGUAAAAUGGUCUCCUGACAGACUGUUGGAGCAUUGAACAUAAGAUAUAAGCUUGCGGAUUAAUCCUAGACUAGCGUGAAAGUUUAUUAGCCUUAUAUAGAUAUAAUUUAAAUAUAUAUAUAUUUUUUUUCUCUCUGUUAUUCUAUUUGUGAAGGUCAGUGCAAAAAUAAUGGAUUUAGCACGAAAGCAGAGGAUGAACACUGACAUCAGGAGAAAUAUCUUCUGUGUUCUUAUGACCAGUGAAGACUUUAUGGACGCCUUUGAAAAAUUAAUCAAGUGAGUCAAAAGCCCAGAAAGCAAGUAUUCUUGUCUGUAAGAGUUAAGUCUUGUAAAUAUCUCUGAAGCAGCCAUGUCCACCCUUGACAUCAGACGGUGUGUAUUGUCAUAGGUGUUGACCUGUCACUUGACUUGUUUCUAAUAACGAGUAAAAGUAAAAAUUGCUUCCUCUGGGCAGACGCACACAUGUGGACAUUUGCACUGAGGAAAUAAUUUUGUUUCAAAAUAUUUGUCGCUCACAUAGACUCUGCAAAUAAAAUGGUAUUUUUCAAACCCAACUGAUCGUCUAUGCAGGCCUUUUAUUUUCUUUAAAUUACUGUGGCGAGAGCAAUGCAUAAUUUAAACUUUAUUCCCUUUGAAGUGAUAUUUAUUUUUGUUAUGACCGGUACAUUUCAAACCGUUCAUUGUAUAUCUGUUGCAAUCUUGAAAUGGUCAUUGAAAUGGCGUCUGCGUCUAAUUGCAACUCGGACUGUGAAGCCUCAAUGUAUUUUUAUUUAUUUUUUUGUCCCAGACUUGGUCUCAAGGAUCACCAAGAGAGAGAGAUUGUGCAUGUCCUCAUUGACUGCUGCCUGCAGGAGAAGGUGUACAAUCCUUUCUACUCCUUUCUGUCAAGCAAGUUCUGCGAAUACGACAGACGGUUUCAGGUAGUGUGAUCAAUAAAGUUUGUAUUCUAUCCAUUAACCUUGCAAAGUCCAAUGACUUCUAAUCAUGAAGUCUGUGUCUUUCAAUAAUCUGGUCUUUAAACACUCUGCUCUGACGUAGAAUGACCUACUCGUUUAUUGACAGAUGAUUUUAUAGUGGCUUAUGAUUCAUAAACCCAAAAUAUCUAGGAGAUAGCCAGAGCUUAUGCAAUACUAGCUAAGUUGUUUAUAAUGGAUUUAAUUAUCUGUACACUUUCACAGUUAAAUAUUAUUAAAGGAUUACUCCACGCACCAUGACCACUUCACUGGUUUAAAGUGGUCAUGGUGCUUUUCACUAUGAAAAGCUGCACAUACACAGUUUAACCCUCUGCUGCUGCAUCAAUGUGGCAUCAUUAUUCAGCCCAGAACAAGCGUCCCAGGGGGCUAAUAUGUGCAUAUUGGACAUCUGAAGUAUGGCAUGCUUUCGACAGGUGUCCAAUGGCAUCAUGGCCGUGCCUCCCAAGUCCUCCCCUCAGCCAUCUCUCUAUCUCCCUCCCUGACAUCUGAGGAGUAAUGUCAGUAGAGGAGGGUCGGGCUGAGGGAGAACACUGCCUCAGUGCUGGGAUGGCGGUGCGCUUUUAGCCAUUUUUCUUUUUGGGGAGGGGAAGAGGGGGGGACCGGGACCAGGAAAAGAAGGAUAACUGACCAACGACAGUGUUUUCUUGAAUCACUGUUUUUUGGUAGGAUUAACCCUUUAAUAAUCAAUUUCUUAUAUCUGACAUCUGUUAUCUAUAAUUCACAGAAGAAACAUAGCGAUUCAACUUGCAGACAAUAGCAGUCUUGGUUUUAUAUCAAUUUAUAUAUUUUAUGCUAGCUGAACAGUAACCCUUUAGACUAAAUAUUGCAUUCUAUUAACCUAAACAGAAAUGUAUGGCUGGUUUAAAACUAAUUACAAAAAUAAACAAAUGGACUUUUUAGUACAAACUCUUUUUUUUUUUUGACAUAAACUCAGCCAUUUUGAUUAUUGUUUUUAUUAUUUAUUGUGCUAAGCACUGCUAAUAUUUCCUUAAUUUAUUGUUAUUAAAUAUACUGUAUUUUCAGAUGACAUUCCAGUUCAGCAUGUGGGACAAAUUUAGGGACUUGGAAAAUCUCAAGUCCACAACUUUCACAAACCUUAUUAAUCUCCUGACCCACCUGAUUAAGAGCAAGUCCCUCCCGCUGUUAAUUUUUAAGGUAAAUCAUUGGCCAUGGAAUCUGUGGUUUAAUGGUUAAUUACUUUGUUUGCAAAACAGUGAAGUAUUAUUCUGCAGUCUUUGUAAAAAGAAAUGUAAUUGGUAAUAUGGAAAUUUAUCACAAUGAGAAAUUAUAACUAGUGAGGUGAUGACAGUCUCGAGAUCCUGAAUGGAUUAUUUAAAACAGUAUAGUGUCGCCUACAAUGACACUACACAGGUUUAUAAGGUGCAAUACUCGGUUAGACCAAUGUAUGCAUCAUGGGAAUCACUGCGUUCCUUACGAUUGGUUAUUAGCAAUGGUUUAUAGGUAGACUAGAAAACAGACUUAACAGGAUAUUGAUGAAUUUAGGAAUGCCAUUCAUAUCUUUGCUUAUAAAGGCAUAUUAUUAAAUUAGAAGUGUUGUAAAAUCAUAGUGAUUUUCAAAGCAAAUAUGUGAAUAAAUCACUAAUCUUUAGAGGGUACUGGUGAAUGUAAGAAUGUUGUGUAUAUAUGAGUGAUUUUUAGAGGAUAUUAAAUAUCUUUCCUUCACCUUUGGAAGGACAUGAAAUCAGACCUGGCCUGUAGGUUUAACAACUUGUUUAUUGAUCUUAAAGGGACACUGUUGGCAUUUUCAUCUGCUUCAUCUCAUUAACUAGUUAUAAUUAGAGAUGUCGCGAACCGUUCGCGGCGAACUCCAGUCAGCUGACACAUCCCUGCCAAUCUCCGGCAGACCCUCCCUCCCAGAACCUCCCACCACCUGGACAGCAUCCAUGUUGAAGCUGCCUUCAACAUGGAUGCUGUCCAGGAAGUAGGAGGGUCUGGGAGGGAGGGUCUGCUGGAGAUUGGCCGGGAUGUGUCAGCUGACCAGAGUACGCCACGGACGGUUCGCGACAUCUCUAGUUAUAGUGUCUGGAGUCCCCUAUUGCCAUCCGGUCAUUCAGCAUUAAACCGUUUUAAUACUGAAUGAGAGUUCCCGGCAGCUACUUGGACUAAUGAGGAAGUAUUAGCCUGAGCAGUGGGAAGCUGUGAUUGGCUGAGAGUGUCAGCCUACUGCUUUUAGCCUAUCACAGUACCCAUCGCUGGUAUGACUGCAGGGAGGAGUGUAAUUUCAGCCCUAGUCAUACCUACAGUAGGGCUGAGCUGUGGAUGGCCAGGGACCCUUGUUUAGUGUUAAACUGCUUAUAAAUGAGUUGAAGUGGGUAUGGUGACUACAUUGUCCCUUUUAAAUAAAACUGAUCAACAGAUUUCAAAACAGAAUGCCUCACUAGAGUAUGGUUUUCAUGGCAGUAUAUAUAUUUACAUAAUUACAUAAGAUAUAUUCGAUACAUUUCUUUGGCUAUACAUUUUUGCAAAUUCAAGUUAAACACCCAAAUUCCUAAACAUAAGCUACACAUUAGUAUUUGUACGAAAUAACAAUCUAUAAUUUACAGGUCUGAUGUUCUAAAUAAUGUAACUACAAAAUUUCCUAUCCCAGUUAUCUUUAGACACACGUCACCUUAGGCUCUCUCUCCCCUGAAUCAUUACACUCAUAAAGAGAACUAAAGAAUAAAAAUAAGGCCAAGUUUAUCAAGUUACAUAAAUUAUAUGUAAAGCUAUAAUUUAAUAUAAUAAUAUAAGGGAAGCCCACCUGCUUGCAUGUAGGUGGGCUUCCCUUGAGACCUUUCCUUUCUAACAGAGGUACUUUUAGAUAUAUAUAUAUAUAGCAGGAUUUAUACAUCCAGCUUUUAAUUAUAUCGUCCACAAGCUUAUAGUACUCAUUUUAUUGAACCUCAGAAGGUUGAAAAGCUAUCUCAGAUAACAGUGCCUUGCAGAAAAUGUUCCGUGGUUAAAGAUAAAAAGAAAGCAAGGUCUGUGUUUGCGGUGAUAUAAUUAGACGGUGUCCGUUUGAGUAUGUGUGCAUGUAACGGAACUCCCCGUACUCCGACCGAGUACCUUCCGUUGAUGGACGCUUCCUAGCCUGCGCAGAGGACCACAAGCACCGCACUGGACACCACAACCACCGCAGACUCCACAACCGCCGUAGCCUAACUGGAGUCUCGCCAUCUUCUGUCCACCCCGGAUCGGCUUCUGUCCUCCAGGACCGUGUGGGGAAGACCUCUCCAGGAGAGCGUAUCAGGAACAGCUCUUAAAAGAGCCAAGUGAUUAAAGCUCAAGGGAGUAUGCAGAGCAUAGCAAUCCCCAGUGUGAUUAUAGCAGUUCCCUCCAAUAACGAGACGAGGCUACAUUUUGAAGGGUAAAGAAGAACUGACUGGCACAUACAGCCUCUUUUAUUCGCAUUCUACAAACAUAGUACCGCCCACAGGGUUUUGAAGAACAACCAAUCAACACAUUACAACACAGCUAACACUCCCAUUCAUUACAUCAGAAAUCCUCCCCUCUGCCUGUGAUACAAUAGAGUAACUUAAUUAUCACAGGCAGGAAAAUACAGUAUUAUAAAACAUAUCACAGGAAACCCAAAACAUGCAAUAACCCCAUAAAUAUAUCCUCGGAACCGGGGGAUCUGGGUUCAGUAGUUUGGAAGAUACAAUUUAAUGCAGAUUCCACAGAACAUAUACAGGCUAUAUGAAAAAUAAUUACUGUUAAAUGUGUCCCCUGUUCUGUAGUUUAAAACUACUGAACGAUGUCUUUGUGCACCAAAUACCGGCAAGAUGGCACCGUGUAGACAAGUCAAAACAGUGUCUGUGAGUUAAAAUGGCCGCCAUCUAUUGUUCUCACCAUGUGCUUCAUCCAUUGUUCUCACCAUGUGCCUCUGAUACAUGAAAUGGUGGCCACCCAGUAACUCCACAGUUUGUCUGGUAGUCUAUCCAGCCGAACCAACAGAUGAAACACAUGGGGAACAGUGCAACAAACGAAGGGAAUCAUUAAAAAUAUGGACAAUAGUCAUAUUUGUGCACAAUCUCCAGUUUUGUCACAGGGCACAAAUAGUGUUUUCAAAUGCCAUAUAUCCCAGGGCCAUAGUCAGAGGGUAAAACAACAAAUAGUCUGAGUUCACACCUGCAUUACGGUUUCCUUUUAAACUCUUAUUUUCAAACGGUGUUCUAUUCCAUCUCCCUCCCUAUACUAUCACUACUCAAUUGAUAACUAUAUCUCCCAUCCUGAUCUUCUUCUGUUUUUGUUUUUCUUAAGGCUGGUAUGAUCAUGUCAAUUUAUGUUCAUUCUCUUAGACUCUUUGUUAAUUGUUUGUUUGUUUAGCUAGUGUUACUACUCUCACUGAUAAUAUAGUAAAUUUAUGUUCAUGGUUUAUGACUUUCACCUAUCUGAUCCUUCCUAUCUUUUUAUCCCAAAUGUUCUCUCCUUUUAGUUUUUCAUCUCUAAUUAAUUACCUCAAUAGCCCCAUGUCUCCCCACCCAUAACAGUGUGUUUUAUUUCAUUUUUUUUUUCUAACCUCAGACCUUAUAUUUCAGACUGAGCCCCUUAAAACAGCAUUAACACCCAGCACUCCCAAGCAACCAAGUCCUGCUGAAUCUUCAGAGCAGAGGUAUCAUCUCUGGAAGAUUGCCCACCCAUCCCACCCCAUGGUCAUCAACUUAUUUAUAGAUAGUGCACAUCAGCAGGUUUCCAUAACACACCAAUCAAGUCAUUAAACCACUCCUCACCUGAAUUCAUUUAACACACUGCAUCCUUACAAUGGUCUAAACACUUAUUGAUAUUGUUAUUGUGUGUUUGUAUAUAUGAUCUACAUAUCUAUAUAAUACACAUUUUCUCUAAUGUUCUCCCUUCUAUUUUUCACAUUAACACUAACUUCUGUCAUUACUAAAAUAUCCCUAUCCUUUCACUCACCUGUCCCUGGCAACACCAUCAUCAUUACUUCCACCUUACUCCCCUCCCCUCUCUAUUCAUCCCAUGCACUCUACACAUACCUUUCCAGCCUAUCUUCUCCGACUCUCUCCAAAUCCUCCACAUACAUACCCUCCUACAAAACUUUCAAAUCCUACUCCCACCUUCACUUCCUUUCUAUCCUUCUGCUCCUAGCAGCUGGUGAUGUCUCUCCAAACCCCGGUCCCCUCUCAACAAACUCAGCACAUACUAACCCAAGGAUCCACACUAAUCUCAUACCCAUCUCUUGUUCCUCUAAAUCCUCCUUCAAUACUGCCCUCUGGAACGCACGCUCUGUUUGCAAUAUAACUAAAUCCACUGCUGUCCAUGACUACUUCAUCUCUCGUUCAAUAGAUUUACUAGCCUUAACAGAAACCUGGCUCUCCCCCUCUGACACUGCCACCCCUGCAUCUUUGUCCUUCGGUGGUCUCCAACUUACCCACACCCCAAGAAACUCUGAAUGUAAAGGUGGUGGUGUUGGGUUUCUCCUCUCCCCUCACUGCUCUUUUAAACCUCUUCCCACCCCCCCUUCCCUCUCUUUCCCAUCAUUUGAAAUACACUCAAUUCACCUUUUCAAACCCUUCACUGCUAACAUUUCUGUUAUUUACCGUCCCUAUGGUUCCCCUCUUCUCUUCCUUGACCAUUUUGCUGCCUGGCUACCCUAUUUCCUCUCUUCUAACAUCCCAUCCCUAAUUCUCGGGGACUUCAAUAUUCCUAUAAACCCACCUUUGACCUCUGCAGCCAAUAAACUACUUUCAAUUACUUCCUCCCUCGGGCUAUCACAGUGGGCAAAUUCUCCCACCCAUGUAGCUGGCAAUACCCUUGACCUAAUCUUCACUUAUGCAUGUACGGUAUCUAAUAUCUGCAACACUCCUUAUCCUCUCUCUGAUCACCACCUCUUAUUGUUUGCUCUCACGUACCCCCUCACCCAACAACCUCCGCCUAACCAGCCUCAACUCAGGAGGGACCUUAAUUCUCUUGAUCUCCAACAGUUGUCAGCUGACAUUGAUUCACAACUGCUGUCCAUCCCUUCCCUAUCCUGUCCUUCACUGGCCAUCUCCAUAUAUAACUCUACUCUUACAUCUGCCUUGAACACUGCAGCGCCACUCCAAACAAGCACCUCAAGAAGGACCCGCCCCCAACCAUGGCAUACUAAAUCAACGCGCUACCUGCAAAGAUGCUCCCGGUGUGCUGAACGCUCCUGGAGGAAGUCUCGCACCCAGUCAGACUUUCUCCAUUAUAGAUUCAUACUGUGUUCAUACAGUGCAGCCCUUGCCCUUGCCAAACAGUCCUAUUUUUCCUCUCUCAUUAGUUCAUGUUCCCGCAACCCCAGGCGUCUCUUUGACACCUUUAAUUCUCUUCUUCGCCCCGCUGUGGCCACCCCCCAAACCAACCUUACUGCUGAUAACUUUGCAUGUUACUUCACUGACAAAAUUGAACAGCUAAGGAAAGAAUUCUCCCCUCCUUGCCUUUCUGUUUCUCAAUCACACAUUGAUCAUGCCUUUCCUACCCUUCAGACAUUCUCCCCAGCCACUGACCAAGAGGUGGCUGCUCUUCUUUGCUCCUCUCGCCCCACCACUUGCCCGCUCGAUCCUGUCCCGUCUCACCUUAUCAGAUCUCUCUCCGCUUGUCUCGUGCCUUCUCUAACACACAUCUUCAACUGCUCGCUCUCUUCUGGCAUCGUCCCUGCUGACCUUAAACAUGCCACUGUAGUACCUAUACUAAAAAAACCAUCCCUUGACCCAUCCACCCCCUCUAACUACCGUCCCAUAUCCCUGCUCCCUUUUUCCUCAAAGCUUCUGGAAAGACUCGUCUUUACCCGUGUGUCUCAUUUCCUCAAUUCCAACUCUCUCCUUGACCCCCUUCAAUCUGGCUUCCGCCCUCUCCACUCUACAGAGACUGCCCUUAUCAAAGUUACUAACGACCUAAUCGCAGCUAAAUCCAAAGGCCACUACUCCAUACUAAUUCUUCUUGACCUCUCGGCGGCCUUUGACACCGUUGAUCAUGCUCUCCUUCUUCAAACUCUGCAAUCGCUUGGUCUCUGUGACUCUGUCCUCUCGUGGUUUUCCUCUUAUCUCUCCCAACGCUCAUUCAGUGUCUCUUUUUCUAAUGAUACCUCCUCCCCUCGCCCUGUCUCGGUUGGAGUCCCCCAAGGCUCCGUCCUUGGUCCCCUUCUAUUUUCUCUUUAUACUGCCUCUCUUGGCAAACUUAUUACCUCAUUUGGUUUCCACUACCACCUGUACGCUGAUGACACCCAGCUAUAUCUCUCCUCCCCGGACCUCUCCCCUGCUGUCCUGCAACGUGUCACUGCUUGCCUUUCUUCCAUCUCUGACUGGAUGUCCUCCCGCUUUCUGAAACUCAAUCUCUCAAAAACUGAGCUCCUUGUCUUUCCUCCUCCUAAUACUGAUCCUCCUCUUCGCUCUCCCUUCAAGUUUGUGGUACCAACAUCAGCCCAUCCUUGCAAGCGCGCUGUCUUGGCGUCAUACUUGACUCUGGUCUCACCUUUGAGCCUCACAUCCAGCAUGUUGCCAAAUCCUGUAGAUUCCAUCUUAAAAACAUAGCCCGCAUCCGCCCCUUUCUUGCACCAGAUACUACCAAGGAGCUUGUCCAUGCUCUAAUAAUUUCACGCAUGGAUUAUUGUAACCCUCUCCUGCUUGGUCUUCCCAAAAGCCGUACUGCACCCCUACAGUCUGUAAUGAAUGCUGCUGCUAGACUGAUUUUCCUCUCUAGUCGGUUCUCUCACACCUCACCCCUCUGCCAGUCCUUACAUUGGCUUCCUGUGUGCUAUAGGAGUCAAUUCAAGGCACUAACUCACACCUAUAAAGCACUGAACAACUCUAGCCCCUCUUAUAUCUCCUCACUGAUCCACAGGUAUGUCCCUUCUCGGUCUCUCCGCUCUGCCCGUGACCACCUCCUGUCCGUUGUCCGCACCCGUACGGCCAACUCGCGCUUGCAGGACUUCUCGCGGGCGGCUCCCUUCCUAUGGAAUAGCCUGCCUACCGCCAUCCGACUCUCCCCUAGUCUUGCAUCUUUUAAGAAGUGCCUUAAAACCCAUCUCUUUAGGAAAGCUUAUGGCCUCCAAGACUAACCCCUACCUCACAUACCCGUCUCUUGCCCUCUCCUAAAGGGCAGCCCACCUUAUUUGAUUGCACAUUCCUGUCCUAAUGUGUUUUACACCCCACCUCCUAUAGAAUGUAAGCUCGAUUGAGCAGGGUCCUCUUCAACCUAUUGUUCCUGUAAGUUUAUUUGUAAUUGUCCUAUUUAUAGUUAAAUCCCCUUUCAUAAUAUUGUAAAGUGCUACGGAAUCUGUUGGCGCUAUAUAAAUGGCAAUAAUAAUAAUAAUAUAUAUAACCCAGUUAACCAUUAUACUGGUUAACUGGGGUGUUUUUGUUACACGUUUUGUUACAGUGCACAAUUACCAUUAUGCUUAUUGUAGUAGAUGGAUUCAGUUACAAUGUGAUUUCCAAUAUUUUAUAUUUCAAUCUGCAGGUCAUAGAGUUCAGCGAGCUGGAUAAAAUCCGCGUGUCUUUCCUGCGUCAGGUUCUCUACAAGUUGCUGACAGAUGCUGACGUGGAAGAGUUGGCUAAGAUUUUUGGAAAGUAAGUUAUUUGCAAUUUAUGCAGAGUUAGUUACAGUUAAGCACUUGUGCUGCCAUCAAACUGCAAUCUCCCAUAUGAUUGCCUUGGAGUCCUGGGAGUUAAAGCUCAUCAACAGGUGUAGAGGGCUGGUGGUUAAUCAAAUCUGAAUUGGACUUCUCUGAUCCUAGUGUAUUGGUAAACAGCUUUUUAGCAGAAAAAUAAUGACCAGAUUUUUUUAAGCACUUUCUCAAGAACAGCCCUUCAUAGUAAUUUUAAGAAAAAACUAAUUUCUUGUGCAAAACAAACAAAUUUCAAUCGAAACUGGCUAACUGCUAAUUUUGCAAAAAACACAAGUUUAGUUUUCCUUUCUGAAACAUCCUGCUGGAGUAAGUAAAAAUACACAUUAAAUUAACUUUUCAUUAUAUGUUUAUGCACCCGGUGACAUCAUGGGAUUGUGGGAUAUUUGGCGAAAUUCUUAUAAUUUUUAUUUUGUUUCUUUUAAGAGAGCUACCAGCUCACUUUGUACUUUGUACUGAGUUUCAGGACAGACCGCUUUAAAUAAAUUUUGGUUUUCUAUCCUUUGGCUUCCACCCCCCUCCACACACACACACUUUAUAUUUUUCCCUCCCAGAUUUUCCUGUUAUUUAAGCUCUAUCCAUAUUAUUUGUACAUUUUACAAUUCCGAUGUCUCACGGUACAGUAAAUGCCAGAUGUAAAAUAGGUGUGAACGCACCAGGACCAGCUCCAUAGGGGGGUCUCACACAGUGGCAGGACUGCAGUUCUGUUUGUCCUUUUAAAGGAGCAGCAGGUGCCAGGCCCCAUGCAGCAAACUGUUAAGCUGAGCCAGCUGGCAUCUUGCCAGCUUGUCAUAAAGUGUUUGUACUUGAGAAAAUGUGUAUGGAGCCAAGGGUGCCCGUAAAAUGUUUGAUUUUAAAAAAGGAUUAGAGGACACUACCAGCUCAAUAUGUUCCUUUAUUGGUGGUUUAAUACUUGCUUUUUAUUUAUUUUUUUACCCACUUAGAGUGUCUGAAAAUGCAAAGCUGGGGAUGCUGCGUGAGGGGUUAAAAUUGUUCAUCACCCACUUCUUGCUGAAGAACAUCCGGGCUCAGAGAAGUGCCGAAGAAGCCGAACUGCUCAUUCAGAGAGCAGAUUUAGCCGUCAAAGCUUUGCAGGCCAAAGAGCACAGAUUGCGGCUAUAAAGUACUGACCUGCGUACAGACUUUUCCUAGUGAACCUACACAUCCUAGACCAGGCCGCAGACCUGCUCUCACAGAGGUUUUGUCAGUGUACAGUUCUUACACUGCAGUGAGGGAUUCAUAGUAGGGAAUUAAAGGGAUCUGCACCUUAUACUCAUGAGAAAAAAAAAGUUAUUAAAAAGAUAACGUGGAUGGAGUCAGCAGAAUAUCCGUAAUGCUUAGUCUUUUAAAAUAUGCGCUUGCAAUUCCGACCGUGAAAACACUUACACGUUUUGUGUAUGUAUGUAUUUUUUUUUUACAGUUUGAAAAAGUGGAAUUUUAACCUGUGUCAGGUUAGGUGGUGUUCAGCGGUUUGUAGUGUGACUGCUCUCAAAAUAAGAAAGCAAAAAUCACCUGUAUGUUUAUCGCCCAAAAGGGUUUAUACAAUUCACAUAAACAAUCAUUUCUAACUCCGUGUUCCAAAGCUAUAAAAGAACAUUUGAUGUGAGCGAUCCGUCUUGUUGACAGACUUACAGAACCUUUAAUCAUUGAGCCAUUGGAGUCCCACAAAUUACUGUCGUAAUAUUAUUGCAGAACAUUAUCGCACAGCGAUAUUCCCAUUAAUGAAGCCAAUAUAACGGGGUUUAUUCACUAAACCAGAAAAUGUGAACGAUUAACAUUUUGAAAGGAUAAAUAAAACCUACCAUACUGUCCGGGCCGACAUUAAGGGUGUGAGACCUAGUCUGAUUUGUUACUAUUGUAGCGUGACGCGGUGCUAUGCAGCCUCAAAACUUAAAUCCUUUAGAGAUCUCUGCCAGUCGCAGAGUUGCAAAGUGCAUCCAGUGUAUUACUUCAUAGGUAUUGUACCAUGUCUGCUUUUAUGAUAGUAUGGCUACUUCUAUCAUUACAUUCAAUUUUUUAAUUUUUUUUAAAUGAGAGCGAGCAAGUUACCCUUUCUAAUACAUAAGCUCACACAUCUACAGUUUUUUUUUUUUUUUUUCACGUUUCCUUUUUCUUUGUUUGAAACUUUACUUUCUACCUGUUUUUGCUAAAACAGGUGAUUGUAUUGUUUACUGUCAUGCAACGGUAACCAAUGUAAUGGCUGUACAGACCACUAGAUGGUGUUGUCAAUAAAUAACAUUGUGUCAGUAACAUGAGGGGAGUAUCUUUGUUUUAUCAGAUUUUUGUGUUGCAUUGUUCUGCAUUUUGGGGACGUUUCUCAUAUACUUGUUAAAAUAUAGGUAUGGAUGAUUAGAUUGUGAGCUUAUUUGGGCAGGGCCCUCUUUACCUACAGUUCCAGUAUGUCCAUCAUGUUCUGUUUGAAUUAAAGGGUUAGUCAAACCCUUCAAACUUUUUUUAAAAAGUUAAUAUUAAUAUUUCCGUCCCCUCUCCUAAAUAAAGGUUUUAAUAAAAAGUCUAAAGGGACACUAGAGUCAAUAAAACAAUUUUAGCUUACUGAAGCAGUUUUGGUGUAUAGAUGAAAGGCAUUAUUUACUGCCUGGUAACACCUCUACUGGGAGUCACUCAGAUGGCCACUAGAGGUGCUUCCUGGGUCAGCAUUGCACAGUGUGCAGCACCUACAUUCAGCUUCCUCAUCCUCUGCAUUAAGACACCUGAAGUUCCCUAUAGAGAUUCAUUGAUUUAAUGCAUCUCUAUGAGGAGAUGCUGAUUGGCCAGCACAGUGUUUUGCUAUGCAUGCAGAAAAGCCUCCUAAUGCUUUCCUAUUGGAAAGCAUUGGAUUGGCUGAGGUUAUCAAGACUGAUGAUAUCAGCCAUGGAGGCAGAGCCAGCCGUGGUGAGACCGGCACAGCGUGAAGCAAAGGUGAGAAGAAUCGCCUUUCCCAUGCAAUUGAAGGGAAGUUGGAAACCUAAGUAGUUUAACACUAUAAUAUCAGGAAUACAUGUUCCAGACGCUAUAGUCUUCCUUAGAUUUUUUUUUUUUGUAUGACUGAUUAGCCAUGUUAGGUCAGACUUUACUGCUCUCUUACACAGAGCAAUUGCAGUAGCAGCAAGAUAUAGGUUGAGCUAUGCUGCUGCUGAAAUUGCUCUGUGUAUAUCUGUAGCAGCAGUCAAAUUGAGUUGAGCCACAGUUGGCCAGAUAGUAGUAGAUUUGAC